ACAGAACAUUCUCUAAAUCAAACAAAAAAAUGUAAUCUUGUCGAAAAAUCUCACAAGAAAUGAAAAGGGAUGCCCUUUUCCCCACACGCUCUCUGCUGCAGCCUUUGAUUUUCCCCUCUUUCGAAACACAAGCUCACACACACAACACAGAGUAAGUGUGAAUUUGAAGAAAUGUAUCUGUAUCACAUGGAAAGCGAAAUGAGUGUUUCUUGCACCUUCAGCAAAAUGUAGCUGGCCUCUUGUUUCUGAUUCCACUUUCUUCAAUCUUAAGGAUGUUUCGUGAUUGACGUGGAAAGAUGGCUCUUUUCCGGAAAUUUUUCUACCGGAAGCCGCCAGAAGGCCUCUUGGAGAUCUCUGAAAGGGUUUAUGUGUUUGAUUGCUGCUUCACUACGAAUGUUUUGGGUGGGGACGAGUAUGAGGUGUAUAUAGGGCGUAUCGCGGAUCAGCUACGCGAAUACUUUCCCGAUUCUUCGUUCAUAGUGUUUAGUUUUGGGGAUGGGGAUUACCAGAUAGAGAUUAGUAGUGUUCUAGCUAAGCAUGGCAUAACAGUGGUUGAUUACCCCAGCCAGAAUGCGAGCUGCCCGGUGCUCACGGUUGAGAUGAUCCACCACUUCCUUAGGUCGAGCGAGAGCUGGCUCUGCAUCGGGCAGAGGAACGUGCUCUUGAUGCAUUGCCAGAGUGGCGCCUACCCUGUGCUCGCCUUCAUGCUAUCAGCGUUCUUGAUAUAUAGGAAACAGUACACCGUGGAGAAGAAGACGUUGGAUAUGGUAUACAAGCAAGCCCCUCACGAGGCUUUGCACACGAUCUUGCCUAUCGACCCGUUGCCUUCACAGUUGAGGUAUCUGCAGUAUGUGUCCAGGAGGAACAUAGAAACCCGUUGGCCCCCCUUGGACAGGGCUCUCACGUUGGACUGUGUCAUUCUUCGAGCCAUUCCCAAUAUGGACGGAAAGGGCGGUUGCCAUCCUAUUUUUAGGUUAUAUGGACCGGAUCCGUUGAUGGCUGCUGAUCCUAACACCAAGAUGCUUUUCUCUAUGCCAAGAAGAUGCCAAGAUGUGUGUUAUUUUAGACAGGCAGACCAUGAAAUUGUUAAAAUUGAUCUCAACUGCCAUAUACAAGGGGACGUUGUGCUCGAGUGCAUAACUCUGGAUGAUACCCUGGAACAUGAAGAGAUAAUGUUCCGUGUGAUGUUUAAUACAGCGUUUAUCAGAUCAAACGUACUGAUGCUUACAUGUGACGAACUUGACACAGUGUGGGACGCUAAGGAUCACUUUCCCAAGGAUUUCAGAGCCGAGGUUAUUUUCUCGGACAUGGACUCCACUUCUUCAAUGGAGAUGCUUGAUUCACCGACCAACGAAGAGAUAGAAGGUCUUCCCAUUGAGGCAUUUUCUCAAGUUCAUGACAUAUUCAACGACCUCGACUGGGGGGAGAUAGACAAUGCUCUUAACAUUAUCCAACAAAUGACUGUCUCUAGUAUCCUUGAAGAGAAAGUCGAUUUUACCGGUUUUCCAAUUGGCAGAAAAGGAAGCUGGCAGAAUCUUGGCCAGAGUGAGAAAGAUGAACAUGUAGAAGAUUUGAAGGUUACCUCAUCUGGUGAUUUUCAUGCAAUUGCUGAAAAUGAGACAAGUUCUCCACCAGCCGGGCUGAGUGAAGUGCUUUCUACAGCUUCUUCAAAGUCGUCCUUCGAUUUGGAAAAUUAUACCAAGAACAGUGGACUUCAUGUUUCUGUUCAGAGACCUGCUCAGUCCAAAAUAUUAUCACCCCAAUUUUCUCAAACAUCGCCAUCUACUCAACCUGCGUAUGCUAGUUUAGCACAAGGUUUUCCUGGAGCCCUCACAAGGUACCGUAGCGCACCACCCUCAGCAGUCGGGAUUACAGCUCUGCUAGAAGACCAUGCUGGCAUGGAAUCUUCUAUAUCAGCAGCCACUCCGAGUUUAGUGAAAUCGGGAUCAGGAACUGCGGCUCCUCCUCCUCCACCACCACCAUUGCAGUCUAGUCCUCCCGUAUCUCCUUCCCCACCGCCGCCUCCCCCUCCGCCUCCUACUGCAGUAACAGCCGAGCCUCCACAGUUGCCAUCAGUACCUUCCCCUCCCCCUCCACCCCCACCCUCGUCUCCUAAAACAAUCCCUCCUCCUCCAAUGGGGGCGACCCCACCUCCACCACCUCCACCUCAAAAACAGAAGGAAGUGCCGGCUACGAGCCAUAAAGGUGUUCCAGCUCCACCAGCUCCAUCGAAACUUGGAGCUUCUCCAUCGCUGCUUUCAUCUUCCACUGCUGUAAUUGGUGGAAAGAAGUUUGCAAGGGGUGGUGCAAAAGCCCUGGCUAAAAGGUCAUCCCUCAAACCAUAUCACUGGUUGAAGCUAACAAGGGCUAUGCAUGGCAGCCUAUGGGCUGAGACACAAAAGCCCGAGGAGGCUUCACAAGCUCCCGAGUUAGACCUGUGUGAACUCGAGAGUCUUUUCUCAGCUGCUAUUCCAAAUUCAGAUGGUCGGAAAGUAAACAUGCGUGGCUCAACUGUCAAAUCUGAUAAAGUCCAUCUGAUUGAGCUCCGUAGAGCGUACAACUGUGAAAUCAUGCUGACAAAAGUUAAAAUUCCUGUGUCUGAUUUGAUGAAUUCAGUCCUUGCAUUAGAUGACUCAGCACUGGAUGCUGAUCAAGUCGAAAAUCUCAUAAAAUUUUGUCCAACCAAGGAAGAAAUAGAACUCCUCAAGAAUUACAAAGGUGACAUGGAGAAUCUUGGCAAGUGCGAGCAGUUUUUCAUGGAGUUGAUGAAAGUCCCACGGGUUGAAGCCAAGCUAAGAGUUUUCUCGUUUAAAAUUCAGUUUUCGUCCCAGAUAUCAGAUUUGAGACAGAGCUUAAACAUUGUGAAUUCUAUAUCUAAAGAGGUCAAGAAUUCUGUGAAACUUAAAAGGAUCAUGCAAACUAUUCUUUCAUUGGGUAAUGCAUUAAAUCAGGGAACUGCACGAGGUUCUGCAGUUGGAUUCCGCUUGGAUAGCCUUCCAAAACUCGCUGAAACUAGAGCUCGAAACAACAAGCUGACACUUAUUCAUUAUCUCUGCAAGGUGAUUGCCGAAAAGUUGCCAGAAGUGUUAGAUUUUCAUAAAGACCUAGUAGAUUUAGAGGCUGCAACGAAGAUUCAACUCAAGUACUUAGCAGAGGAAAUGCAAGCCAUUACCAAAGGGCAUGAAAAAGUCGUACAGGAGCUUACUGCUUCUCAAAACGAUGGAGCUGUAUCAGAGAUCUUCUGCACGAUUUUGAAUAACUUUUUGGGCACUGUUGAAGCUGAAGUAAGAUCUCUAGCUGCACUUUAUUCCGGAGUGGGAAGGAAUGCGGAUUCGUUGGCUCAAUAUUUUGGAGAAGAUCCGGCACGUUGCCCAUUCGAGCAAGUUGUGUCAACUUUGCUCAACUUUGUGAGGAUGUUUCAAAAGGCUCACGAGGAGAACUGCAAGCAACUGGAGAUCGAGAAGAAGCAGAAGGCGCAGGAGGAAGCGGAGAAUCAGAUGCCUAAAGCUAAUGCUUCAAGCAAGGAACUGGGAAAUGAGAAUGGUGUUGCAACUCCACCAAAACUUAUAUGAAGAAAAAACCAGUCAUUGUUCAAGCUUAGAUGAAAUUUUUUUAUGAUAGCUAAGUGUGUGUGUGUUACCCCUACCUGACUACAAAAGAAAAUUGAUGAGACUCGAGAGCUCGGCCGAUCAACGGGACCCGGGAGAUGGAGUGAAGUGAUCUUGACCUAUUAGAUUCUAUGUAAAUAUCAAGAAUCCAUUUUUAUUUAGUCCAGUUCUGAUGCAGAGAGGCUGAGAACUCUGGGAUAUGGAAUUUUUUUGUGUUGCUGAUUUUUAAUGGUCUGAAAUUUGAUUGAGACUGUGUAUGUAACUAUUCUAAUGUAAUUUGCAUAUUCUUCAACACUGUCCAACAAAUUAUUUGUGAAAAUUAUUACAGUAUGAGGAUGGAAUUUUUAUUA
Molecule: messenger RNA, 3958 nt
Organism: Salvia splendens (bonfire salvia)
Lineage: Eukaryota; Viridiplantae; Streptophyta; Magnoliopsida; Lamiales; Lamiaceae
Product: formin-like protein 18
Exons: 18
Coding region: 297-3572 (1091 amino acids)
Source: RefSeq, a predicted model, not a curated record